Messenger RNA from Phacochoerus africanus (Common warthog), 2743 nucleotides. It is a transcript of the gene TMEM200A, whose product is annotated as transmembrane protein 200A. The coding region runs from base 607 to 2082 and encodes 491 amino acids. The record is from RefSeq and is a predicted model, not a curated record. The transcript has 2 exons. NCBI's taxonomy places the organism in Eukaryota, Metazoa, Chordata, Mammalia, Artiodactyla, Suidae.
CCCGGAUCGCAAUCGCGUGGCGCCCCUCCUGGAAGCCAGCCCUGCACCCUGCACUCCGCCCCCAGCCGCCUCUGCAGCUCUUGAGGCUUGAGGUUUGGUGGGGAAAUCUCUCUGGAGACAAGCAGAAAACUUUUCCCCUCCCAGCGCCCGGGGGCUCUUUUGUCUUUCUAGUGUGGCGGCGGCGACGACAGAGCAGCGAGUCCCUGUCCCCUGCCCCGCGCCUCGCGCCGGGUGACCUCCGAGGGCAGGAGCGCUCGGACUCCGGGCGCCCUAUGGCUGCGGCCAGCCGCCCGGCGACCCUUGCCGGGCCCGGCCCAGAGGCCGCCUCCCGCACCCCCAGCCUCCCGCCAGCACCCCUUGCCACCCGCCCCCUCGCUUGACUCAUCCGCCCGCUGUGGCCGCUCCGCGUCCGCUGCCCAAGCCUGGCGGGGAUGGGGAGGGAGACCGUGGCUGCCCGCGCCUGCUGAGAUUCCAGCUGACGCCCCCGUCCCCAUCGCUUCCUUCGCUCGGCUCGCGCCCGACGUCCCACCGCUCCGGGAGUCAGAGCCGCGAGAGGUGACUGGACCCCCGAGGCCCCGCGCUCAGGACAGAAUAAAAGACUGAGCUAUGAUAGCAACUGGUGGAGUAAUAACUGGCCUGGCUGCCUUGAAAAGGCAAGACUCUGCCAGAUCACAGCAUCAUGUCAACCUCAGCCCAUCACCUGCUGCCCAGGAAAAGAAACCAGUCAGACGUCGACCACGGGCCGAUGUUGUGGUUGUUCGAGGCAAAAUCCGGCUUUAUUCCCCAUCUGGUUUUUUUCUCAUUUUAGGAGUACUUAUCUCCAUUGUAGGAAUUGCAAUGGCAGUCCUUGGAUAUUGGCCCCAGAAAGAACAUUUUAUUGAUGCUGAGACAACGUUGUCAACAAACGAAACUGAGGUCAUCCGGAACCAAGGCGGUGUGGUGGUUCGCUUCUUUGAGCAGCAUUUACAUUCCGAUAAAAUGAAAAUGCUUGGCCCUUUCACAAUGGGGAUUGGCAUUUUCAUUUUCAUUUGUGCUAAUGCCAUUCUUCAUGAGAAUCGUGACAAAGAAACCAAAAUCAUACACAUGAGGGAUAUCUAUUCCACAGUCAUUGAUAUCCACACGCUAAGAAUCAAGGAGCAAAAGCAUAUGAACGGCAUCUACACUGGUUUAAUGGGAGAAACAGAAGUAAAACAGAAUGGGAACUCCUGUGCCUCGAGACUGGCAGCUAACACCAUUGCUUCUUUUUCAGGUUUUAGGAGCAGUUUUCGGAUGGACAGUUCUGUUGAGGAGGAUGAGCUUGUGAUAAAUGAAAGUAAGAGUUUGGGGCAUCUUAUACCACCUUUGCUCUCUGACAGCUCUGCCUCUGUGUGUGGCCUCUAUCCACCUCCUUCCAAGACAGCUGAGGAUAAGUCCAGUGGCCCUAAGAAAUGUGAAACCAAGUCAAUUGUGUCAUCGUCCAUCAGUGCUUUUACAUUGCCUGUGAUCAAACUUAAUAACUGUGUUAUUGAUGAGCCCAGUAUAGACAACAUCACUGAGGAUGCUGAUACCCUUAAAAGUAGGUCAAGGAAUUUGUCAAUGGACUCCCUGAUGCUCCCCCUACCCAACAGCAGUCAGCCCUUCCAGCCAGUCAGUAUGAUUCUUCCAAGGAAUAAUUCCAUUGGGGAGUCAUUGUCAAGUCAGUACAAGUCCUCUGUGGCCCUUGGACCUGGAGCUGGACAGCUCCUGUCUCCUGGGGCUGCUAGAAGACAGUUUGGGUCCAACACAUCCUUGCAUUUGCUCUCGUCCCACUCAAAAUCCUUAGACUUAGACCGAGGUCCUUCCACCCUAACUGUUCAAGCAGAACAGCGGAAACAUCCAAGUUGGCCUCGGUUGGAUCGAAGCAACAGCAAAGGAUAUAUGAAACUAGAGAACAAAGAGGACCCAGUGGAGAGGCUGCUUGUGCCCCAAGCUGCCAUCAAGAAAGACUUUACCAAUAAGGAGAAGCUUCUUAUGAUUUCAAGAUCUCACAAUAAUUUGAGUUUUGAACAUGAUGAGUUUUUGAGUAACAGCUUGAAGCGGGGAACUUCUGAAACAAGGUUUUAAUGUUGAAAAAUUUAUUAUUUUACAAGGCUAUAUAUUUUAAACCUAUUUUCACCAGUGUUUCCUUGUUAACGCCUUGGUUAUAAGCCUUUUUAAUCAAAUAAUUUGUAGUGUAUUAGGCCUGGCUGCUUAAAUUCUGUAAUGGAGAUGGUUAUAUCUUUGGGUUACUUAUGACUGCAGUACUUUAUAUUAUCACAUAUGAUUUUGUUUUUUCCAUUCCUUAGAAAGCACACUUUCUUUUGUUAAUGUGAAUACAGAAUACUUCCAUCCAAAUUAAAGUUCCUUUUCUUUACUUUAAAGUUCUUUCAUUGAUGGUCAUAUUCAUAGAACGAAAUGUCCAGUUUGGAAAAGGCAGGGUACCAAGGUGUGGAUGAGAAGUACCAAAUUCGGGCCCAAAACUCAAUAUAGAUUUAUAAAUGAUUGUGAAUGUAAAUCCUAGGUGUGAUUUUCUGAAUAAUUGUUUUUAUAUAGUAUUGGUUAAAUUAUUUAAAAGGGAAAAGAUCUAGCUUUUGUGCAAGCUAAAAAACGUGAAUUGGUUAAAUUAGUUUAGUUCUGUGUGAACUAAAUGGUUAAGUUGGUUGUGUCUAGGGCCCUGAGCUCUAAGUAGGUGUUAUCUUUUUCUUUUCUUUUCUUUUCUUUUCUUUUCUUUUCUUUUCUUUUCUUU